GCCCCGGGACGUACGGGACCCCACACCCCCACUGCCCCUCCUCCUCCUCCCCCUCCUCGUCCUCGAUCCCCAAGCAGAGCCUCCUCCCUCCCGUUGCUCACGCCGUGGGGUUCGCGAGUCGCCGCCCUUUCCUCCCCGGGUUCGUGGCCGCGGCAGCCGGGGAGUUCUCGAUUCGGCGCGGGGGAUCGCCGUGGGAGGGUGCGCUGUGGCCGCUGCAGCUCUGUAGGUAGCUGGUAUUUCAGAGGCAAUUUUCUCCAAAUUGAGGGAGGGGAACUCUGAUCCCUAGUAUCAGAGUGGUUUGCCUAUUGAUGUGUUAGAUCCAAGUGCACAAGUUUUUGCAGUGAUGAUGGAGGCAAAGGGUGAUCAGGAUGCUUUGCUUGACCUGGAGAGUGGUAAUGGUGCAGCAGGAAGCAAUAAUAACAGUGGUGUGGAUGCCAGUUUUUCAGUGGGUCAAGGAAGAACAGCGCCUAAUGGUGCGUGGAAUGGUUGCGUGGGUGCCAAUGGAUGUCUGAAGGAUGACAGGAAUCAGCACAUGGAUUGCUCCCCUCCUGCUUUAGAUGCUGUUGCUAAAAACGGAGAUGACAGAAAGUCUGAAGGGGAGGAUAAGCUGGGCCUCCUGGACAGUUCAGGAGGGGAGAAAGCGAAGAAGAAGCGAUCCAAAAAGCCGCCGCGGCCACCAAGGCCGUCGACACCUACACCAUUGGAUGUUUCCGACCAAAAGCUCCUCAACGAGCUGAGUGAACUUGCAAUGUUGAAAAGGGCUAGGAUUGAGCGAAUGAAGGCAUUGAAGAAGAUGAAGAAUGCCAAACAAGGGUCAUCAGGUGGCAACUUAUGCCCGUUGAUCAUUACAAUUAUCUUCUGCGUCGUCAUACUCUGGCAAGGUUUUUUCUCGGGACAUGGUUCAGCCGUAAGCUUCCAUGGAUCUCCUGAAUCAUCAAUCAGAGCACAUAGCAGUCUUAUCUCCAUCAGGUUCUACAAGAAGAACCAUUCCAAUGUGAGACCACCCAGUGUGACCACUGCAGCUCCCGAUAAUGUAGAAGCGGUCUCGAGUCUGGUGAAUCAUAACCAAGCGAGAAGGUUGUCUCGAUGAUGGAACAUGGCGGCCACCACCGCUUGCCUCAAAACUCGCCACAUUUUGAAGCCUCGCCUCGUCUCGACCCGGGUUAUGUAAAUUUUCCGAGACCGUUAGCGCGCUUCCUCGAGGCGGCGCCCCUCCCCUCCUCUCUGUAAAAAUGAACUCCUAGUGUGUUGUGCGGCUGGGUCGUACGCUAACUAGUGGGCCUGUUGGCUGCCGUGCCCUUUGGUCACGGCGCUUAGUGAUGAUGAAGAGAGCAAAGCAAAGCAAAGCAAGCUGUAUGUCCGAUUACAAUAAUAAAGGUUUGCGCAUAAUAAUGAAAGCCAAUCUGAUCCA
This is a messenger RNA of Setaria italica (foxtail millet), 1411 nucleotides long. RefSeq lists its product as uncharacterized. The coding region runs from base 344 to 1090 and encodes 248 amino acids. The record is from RefSeq and is a predicted model, not a curated record. NCBI's taxonomy places the organism in Eukaryota, Viridiplantae, Streptophyta, Magnoliopsida, Poales, Poaceae. The transcript is spliced from 4 exons.